Molecule: messenger RNA, 1718 nt
Organism: Orussus abietinus
Lineage: Eukaryota; Metazoa; Arthropoda; Insecta; Hymenoptera; Orussidae
Product: RNA-binding protein 42
Exons: 5
Coding region: 121-1107 (328 amino acids)
Molecular function (GO): mRNA binding
Source: RefSeq, a predicted model, not a curated record
CUAGGCUUCUAUGGAGACUUGUGUAUUUUUUGGUUAUGCUCUAUAACCUCAGUGACGAACGAUUUGUCGUUAAAGUUAAUUAAUUUUUCGUUUUAUUAACAUUGUCAUAAGUAUAUCAGUAUGGAGGAUAAAUUGAGACAAAUGGAAGAUGAAAUGAACAGGUUUGAGGCGGAAAUCGGAGGUCAAUUAAUUUCACCGAUUGUUAGACCUGUCAUCGGUUCUGACACAUAUAAUCAAGUUGCUAGACAGUUAGAGCAACAGGAAUUGCCAACGCCGGCUGUAGCCGCUGCUGCAGCAACACUUGCAUUUUCACCGAUGAUGGGAUUUCCUCCACCACCUCCACCACCGCCACCGCCACCACCGCCGCCUCCACCACCACCCAUGUUAAUUCCACCACAAGUAACCAGACAAGGACCUGUUCCUAUUACGACUUACUCUUCGCCAGCCCAAAUAAGUAAUCCAUAUAUGCCAUCGAUGGCAGAACCUUGCCUAAGUGGAAACCCAAAAUCAUACGACUCUACUUCAGCUCCUAUCAUCCACCCUGAAAUUAUAGAACAAAUCAUUAAUACUAAAAUACCAGACGAUGAAGGGAAAAGGAAACCAAAAAUAAAAGGUGUAAGUACAGCUGCUGAAUUAGCCAUUAGUCAGGGAAAAGCUAGCUCAAUUAUGGCUAAUGCUAGUGCUGAAGAGACGCAUCCGAAAGGUAGAGGAAAGAAAAAUAAAAAAAUUAUUAGAAUGGCUGGUGGCCAAACAUGGGAAGAUCCUUCACUUCUUGAGUGGGAUGAAGACGACUUUAGAAUAUUCUGUGGAGAUUUGGGAAAUGAUGUUACUGAUGAGAUGUUAAUAAGGGUUUUCGGCAAGUAUCCAAGCUUUCAGAAGGCAAAAGUUGUUAGAGAUAAACGAACUAAUAAAACUAAAGGUUUUGGUUUUGUUUCCUUCAAAGAUCCCCAGGACUUUAUUAAAGCAAUGAAGGAGAUGAACGGAAAGUAUGUUGGCUCUCGACCGAUAAAAUUGCGUAAAAGCUCUUGGAAGCAAAGAAACUUGGACACAGUACGGAAAAAAGAAAAAGAGAAACAAGCAUUAAUUGGAUUGUUAUCUAGUCGGUGACAUUCCCGUAUCAUUGCGGUGUCAAUUAUACGCUUCUAAUUUAUUAACCUUGUGAGUCCAAUAUUUUGAGGCCAUCUUUGUAAACAACAUUGAAUGUGAUCAAUCACGGAGGCGAGAGAACAACACGAAAAACCAUCAAGACCACAAACGUAAUUCUGAAUGAUCUACUUAAAGUGGUAGAUUAUUUGUGAUAUUUAAAAUAAUAAUAAUACGUAUUUUCCAUAUCAGGAUUCGAGGUAGUGAACUUUUUGUGAAUGCAUUUAAGUAUCUCCUCUUGUUACAAUUAGAUUUAAUAACAUGACCUCUUAAAACUGAUAUUAAGAAUUGUUUUUUUGGAAUACUGUUACGAUAAAGUAUCAUUGUAGCUUUUUUUUGGCAAAAAUAUGAAUAAAACUAAGCAUAGAGAAACGGGCAAGAACAUCGCUACAGAAUGAUUCGUACGACCGCGGUGCAAUGCCAAGACAUAGGAUAAUAAGUGUAGAUCAUUCCAUUUUAUUUUGAAAUAGGAGUAGAAUAAAUGUCUACUCUGACAGGUUUGAAUAUUUAUUUGUAAAAUAACAGUUAUUGGACAAUUCAAUGUGCUUGAAAUACAUAUGUAUAUUAUUCCUACA